Bursaphelenchus xylophilus (pine wood nematode) is the source of this 1441-nucleotide messenger RNA. Lineage: Eukaryota; Metazoa; Nematoda; Chromadorea; Rhabditida; Aphelenchoididae. The record is from the annotation of a GenBank genome assembly.
AUGCAUUGUCCAGUCGAUGUUGAUCAUCAGGAUAAUAUCCGAUUUGACACCUCAUUGAUGACAAGGAUCUUCUUGAAGUUGUAUUUGGAGGCUUCGGUAAGAGGUUCGAAGAUUUCGGACUGGGAUAUUGUUCAUAAUUUGGUGUAGGGCAAAAUUCAGGAAAAAUUUUUACGUUUUGGACUAAAAUUUAUAUUAAAAUUAGGGUCGUGAUUUAUUCCAGCUAGUAAAUAUUGUUAAAUCUGACUUUAUUGCCUGGGGGGGGGGGGUUAAAAAACUCAAGAAUUUUCUUUUUUUCCAAAAAACUUUCUAAAAAAAUCAAAACGUUUAAUAAAUUUGGUUUUUUAAAAUUUUCGAAAUGCCGAUUGUUUUUGUUCGAACUUUUCUGAAUUUUGUGUAAAAUACGACAAAAAUGGCUAAAAAAUGCCCAAAAUUUGUCCUUCUACCCUCAAUUUGUGUGGAUACGAUCUUCUUCAUACGACGUUGUAGGUUCUAAAAACUGUUAAACUCAAAAAAAUUAGACUUACUUCCAGGGUUCGAAUUGAGCGGAAAUCGAUCCCUCGCGUUGCAACAAAUGUUAUCAAGGCCAAUUUCGGCUGUAUUUCAGAAUAACAAAGUGAUUUCCGGCGGGCUUUACAGUAAUCACCACCAGCCAUGAAAUUACUUUCUUUAGAAAGCUUUUUAGUGUCAUAUUCGCCUGGAAUAUUACACUCCCAGGCUUUUUGGUGUAUUUUCAGGGCCAUUAGGCCUAGUUUUUUUUUUCAUUUCUGGCGGGAUUUACGGUAGAAACCCACCAGCCAAAAAUGGAUCGUCAAACUUCAUUAUUUUACUGGUGAAAUCCAAUAUAAAGAAGUUUUGAGUUUCAAAUCAAAUAAAUUGAGACAAACAGGGUUCAAAACCAACUAUUUUGAACUCUUUUUUUAAGUAUUUGUCUUCAAAGUUAUGUUGUGCUAGAUAUCAGGAAGACGAACGAAGGAAGUUUAAAUAUUUUUGCAUAUUAUUGGCCCUAAGCUCAAAGUAAAUCAUCUCAAAUCAACUUAAAACCACGUUGCGGGUCUCAAAGCAGGGAUUUCGUCAUCAAAAUACCCAUGAAAUACAUUGUCAUCAUCUACUACAAUAUCAUUAUUUUAGGAUUUUUGGACCAAAAAUGGUGUUAUUAAGAAGCAGAAAGAUGUCAAAAGGAAUUUUCAGAUGACUGGCAAUUUCAAUUGACCUAUGGUGACGGAUUUCCUGGUAUUUUGUUGAGAAGUUCCCAACUUGAGAUCUCCGCUUAUAGGAAUCUACAAAACCCAAAAAAAAUCCCCAAAAUCCCCUGGACUUACACGUCGACCGUUCCCCAACCCCAAACACCGGGACGGCAGCGGUGUUUGGAGUUGGGGCCAUCGCCGGAAUGGCGGACUGUUCGCCGGAGCGGGUGCUUUCGCUGGAGUUGGCCAUAGCGUGA